CUCCCCCCAGUCCCACCCUGUUUGCGGAAGUGAAACAUUGCAGUUCUCUGCAUUGCUCAAGGACGACGUAAAGCGUCGGAAAGGUUUCACAAAUGACAAUGAGCAAACUGCACGUCGUACAGCAGGACCUUGUUGCAGCCAUCCGCGCAGCAUUCCAAGUGGCUGUGGACUCGGCUGUCCGAGAUGUGAUGGGACUUGUCGGCAAGGCGACGAGUAGCAUCUGCGAGGAGCUACGGAGAGAAAACGAGUCUUUGAAAGAACAAUUGGAGCGAGCCGCGGUAGACCUGAACCGAAGUGUUGGUCUUCCUGUUUUAAGGCUUCCACUUUCUGCCUCCGAUCCCACUGAUCGACUCCUGCCUCACAUCGGCCCGAGAACAGAUGGAGAAGACAUGUGGAGGACGGACACGGGUGGAUGUUCCACCGCCAAAGUGGACCAUGAGACCUGUGACGACAUGCAUAGGUCGGACUGUGCUGAAGAGACACACGGUGAUGGAGGUUUCACUCAAGAAGAGCUGUCCAAUGCAUGUGUGGUGAAGGUAGAACGCCUAAACCCACUCUGCCAGUACCAACCACACCACCAAACACCACCGCCUUGCGCUGCAGACAGCGCCAUAGUGGAGGAGAUGACCUUAAAGAAGGAGAGUCCAGAAGAGACGAGGGAUGCAUCACCUCCAUCAAUGGAUUCACUGCAAGUGGAAGACUUAAGCACAGAGUGUUUGUCCACCGUCCGGUCAACUUUAUUGCACGAGUGGAUUGCAGAAGCGCAGGAUUUUCAGCACCAGUACUCACAACAAAAUUUUCUACCAAACCCGGAGGCCUCUUCACUUGUUUUCGGAGAUCAUUCCCAUAGCGACCAUCUCAACAAUAAUAACCGCAUCUAUACAUGCAAGUCAUGCAACAGGUCUUUCCAGAAGCCCAGUGAUCUGCUGCUCCACUCCAACCAUUGCCAACAGAAGACACUCGCGAGCAGAAAACGGGCCAACAUGCACCGUUACCCACCUGGAAGCAGUCCUUUCCACUGCCCAGAGUGCAAACGAGAGUUCAACCGCAGGGAAAACCUCAUGACCCACCUUCGCAUCCACACGGGGGAAAGGCCUUUCACCUGCUCGGUCUGCUUGAAGUGUUUCCGUCACUCCGGGGCGCUCACCAGGCACUUCCGGAUCCACACCGGUGAGAAGCCGUAUAUAUGUGGACAAUGUGGGAAGUCCUUCAGGAACGGUGGAGGGCUCAAAUUCCACCAGCGCCUACACAACACAUAACUGAGUGGUAUCCACAAGCGUGUAGAACAGUAUGUUGCUAUGUUUCAAUGUAAGCUUCUGUGUUUUUUUUACUCAUUACAUCAUGAAUGUUUUUCAUGCCUACAUUCACAAUAGUCAAAAUGAAAUGUUGGUAACACCUUAGUUUGGGGAACAUAUUCACCAUUAAUUAGUUGCUUAUUAAAGUAACAAAGACUUAAUUUUGAGUUAUUUGGACACUAGGGGAACAUAUAAGGGUUAGGGUUAGGGUUAGGGUUACUAAUCAGCAAUAAUUCUGAGGUUAUUGAGGGAAGACUCUUAGUUAAUGGCUUACCGGUUGUAUAAUAAGGCCAUGCAGAAUAAGGUAUUAAUAAGUACUUAAUCAUGACUAAUUAAGAGCCAAUAUGUUACUAAUUUGUAUGUUAAUAAGCAACUAAUUAAUGGUGAAUAUGUGUUCCCCAUACUAAAGUGUUACCCAAAUGUUUAAUUGUGCUCACUGCUCAUCAUCAGUGGAAAUACUAACACAAAUGAUUUAUAAUGUGGUGUGAUUGGCCUAAAUGCAUCCUGUAUUUUGAUUUUCAGUGCAAUUUAUUAAUAAUGUUAAGAGAAUAUUUUCUAACCAUGGGACAGAGUGAAUUGCACAAGAAGUCUCACUGGUUGUGCAGUACAUUAUGAUCAAGGACAUAACAAUGAAUACACCCUGUGUUUGCUGUCUUUGCAAAUACACACACAUUGUUUCUUAUUUAGGUUGAUACAACGUUGAAUAUACAUACACGUCCUUUAAAAUUGACUUUGAAACCAUGUUGCAAAUAAGGUGUAUUUGUAAAUUGGUACAACAUUGAUGUCCCAACGUUAGAUCCACGUUGUUGGUUGGGAAAUGACCAGAUUUCCACUGUCUAGUCAAC
This is a messenger RNA of Entelurus aequoreus (snake pipefish), 2140 nucleotides long. RefSeq names its product zinc finger protein 135-like. Bases 93 to 1259 code for a protein of 388 amino acids. Gene Ontology annotation, molecular function: DNA-binding transcription factor activity, RNA polymerase II-specific; RNA polymerase II cis-regulatory region sequence-specific DNA binding. Gene Ontology annotation, biological process: regulation of transcription by RNA polymerase II. NCBI's taxonomy places the organism in Eukaryota, Metazoa, Chordata, Actinopteri, Syngnathiformes, Syngnathidae. The record is from RefSeq and is a predicted model, not a curated record. The transcript is spliced from 3 exons.